GGAGGCGUGGAGGUGGUACUACGUGGUGGUCGGCGAGAGCCACGUGGACAUCAGCGACACCUGGUGGCAAACAGAGACGGGCGGCCACCUCAUUACGUCGCUGCCGGGCUGCACGCCGCUGAAGCCGGGAAGCGUGACGCUGCCGUUCUUCGGCAUCGAACCGGGCCUGCUGGACGCAACGACGCUGAAGGAGAUCGACGGCCCCGGCGAGGGGCUCCUCGUGAUCAAGCGUCCGUGGCCGGGGCAGGCCCGUACCAUCUUCGGCGACGGUGAACGCUACGAGCAGGUGUAUUUCCCCGUGGAGGGGUACUACUUGACGGGGGACGGGGCCCGCCGCGACGAGGACGGCUACUACUGGAUCACCGGCCGCGUCGACGACGUGCUGAACGUCAGUGGCCACCGCAUCGGCACCAGCGAGGUGGAGGAUGCAGUGAACACGCACCCCGCCGUCGUGGAGAGCGCCGUGGUUGGCGCCCCGCACGACGUGAAGGGGGAAGGCAUUUACGUGUACGUCACGUUUCACACGCACGUCACCAUCGACAAGGCGCUUCUCACCUCCGUGAAGGAGACGGUCCGCAAGGUGAUUGGGCCGCUGGCGACGCCCGAUCACGUCCACCCGGCGCAGUCUGGGCUUCCCAAGACGCGGUCCGGCAAGAUUAUGCGCCGCAUCCUGCGCAAAAUUGCCGCCGGCACAUUUGACGACCUUGACGACGUCACGACCCUCGCGGACCCAGGCAUUGUGGCCGAGCUCAUCGAGGGGCGGAAGGGGGUGUCGAUGUGA
This is a messenger RNA of Trypanosoma conorhini, 781 nucleotides long. Its product is annotated as acetyl-CoA synthetase. Gene Ontology annotation, molecular function: acetyl-CoA synthetase activity. The transcript has a single exon. Gene Ontology annotation, biological process: acetyl-CoA biosynthetic process. The record is from RefSeq and is a predicted model, not a curated record. Lineage: Eukaryota; Euglenozoa; Kinetoplastea; Trypanosomatida; Trypanosomatidae. The annotation marks the transcript as partial.